Messenger RNA from Babesia microti strain RI, 987 nucleotides. Its product is annotated as conserved Plasmodium protein, unknown function. Gene Ontology annotation, cellular component: nucleoplasm. Gene Ontology annotation, biological process: DNA replication-dependent chromatin assembly; CENP-A containing chromatin assembly. Gene Ontology annotation, molecular function: histone binding. Lineage: Eukaryota; Apicomplexa; Aconoidasida; Piroplasmida; Babesiidae. The record is from RefSeq and is a predicted model, not a curated record. Bases 1 to 987 code for a protein of 328 amino acids. The transcript has 6 exons.
AUGGACUUACCAGAAACUGCUACAGAUCUGUUUAGUUUGGCAAAGUCUAAGUUUAAGGAAAAGAGAUACGAGGAAUCGACUGAUUUAUUCUCACGUGCCUUGGAAAAAAAAACUCUUGAAUUACAUUCUAACAAUCCAAUCAAUUUUGAGCUGGCAAAAUACUACCUUUGGUAUGGAGACUCCCUUCUUACCAAAGAGGAACAGACCAACCAAUUAUUAACAGAUCAAUACGAUAUCUUAAAUCCCACCAAUAAAGAUACGGAUCAAUCUAAUAGUGAUGAGACAAGUGGAUUGAUUGAUGCCCAAGUCAUUAUCGCACAAAAGGAAGCAGCUGAAUCUGAAACAGUUGCAAAUGAUGAAGUUGGGGAUGAGGAAAUGGCAUUUGAAAUGUUUCAGCUUGCAAUCAAAAGCUACAAUUCUGUAAAUUUAACUGCUAAUGAUGCCGAGGACCUAUCUUACUGCCACAUGAGAUUGGGCGAUAUGCUAAUACUGCAAAACAACUUUACCGAGGCGGAAUUAGAAUAUCAAUCGGCCGUAGAUAUUCGUAAAAAGUUUAAGAUGGAAGGGAAAAAACUGUCAAGUUGCUAUUUGUCACUGGCACAAAGCCAAAUGUUCGCUGGUAAGCUUGUAAUUGCCAAAAUGACUUUUAAGACAUGUGAAUCGUUGAUGGAAGAUAUACUCAAACUUUAUCCUAAUGAUGAAACCUAUACAUGUGCUUUGGAAGAUGUAAAAUUGCAACUGCAUGAUUUGGAUAAGAUAAUAAAGGAACAGAUUUAUGAGUUUUCCAAACAAAAAGGCAUACCAAUUGAAAGUGUACAACUCAAACAGGGUAGCCAAUGUGAUGCUGUUUCACUCAUACCAAAGACAACAGAUACAUUGGAUGAACCAAUAUUGGGUGGCGAAUCCAUUAUGAUUUCACCGGCCCAGUGUAAAACUGUGAUAUGCGGAACUAAGAAGAAAAGGAUCGACCUGACAAAUUUGUAUUAA